AUGGACGAUUUCCCUUUUGCUGUACCAACAACAAAAGAAGAACACUUCAACUAUAUGAGGGAUGGGAUGCUGGAAAGAUGGGAUGAAUGGUUGGCGAUUGCAUUCUGCCGCAUACUACGACGUUUUGUGGUGUUGGAGCGUAUGACAGAAGAGGGCGAGAUCUUCGUUAAUUUUUAUCCAAUACACAUGUCUUUUGUUGAGGAGACGGGUUCUUGUUAUACACUUAAGAAUACUUACCGGAUGUACAAGGUGCUUAUGGAAAGGUUCAAGACAUUUCAGUGGUUGUUGGAUCAGUCGGGUGUAUAUCACGAUCCAUUCGAUUUUACCAUUCACGUCCCAUUUCUGGUCAAAAAACUGGCACUUAAGUACGUUUUGAAUGUACCUGAGCCGAGGUGGGACUAUCUGAAGCCAUAUUCGAACCAUUGGGGACACUGGCGAAGUACCCAGGCGAAGAGCUUAACAAGACACCUAGAGACUUCCCAUCUCUGUGCCAUCUAUUCGGGGAAUACAUGA
Striga asiatica is the source of this 513-nucleotide messenger RNA. Lineage: Eukaryota; Viridiplantae; Streptophyta; Magnoliopsida; Lamiales; Orobanchaceae. The record is from the annotation of a GenBank genome assembly.